AUGACAACCUCAGCCCUGCGCCGGCAGGUGAAGAAUAUUGUGCACAACUACUCAGAAGCAGAGAUCAAGGUUCGAGAGGCCACGUCGAAUGAUCCAUGGGGCCCAUCCUCUUCGCUCAUGUCAGAAAUCGCUGACUUGACCUUUAAUGUAGUAGCAUUUGCUGAGGUCAUGGGCAUGGUGUGGAAACGCCUCAACGACAGUGGCAAGAACUGGAGGCAUGUCUACAAGGCCCUGACUCUAUUGGAUUACCUGCUGAAGACGGGAUCAGAGAGAGUAGCCCAACAAUGCCGUGAGAACGCUUUUACUAUCCAGACACUUCGUGACUUUCAAUAUGUGGACCGUGACGGUAGAGACCAAGGGGCCAACGUGAGAGAAAAAGCACGCCAACUGGUGUGUCUCCUCCGGGACGAGGAGCGGCUCCGUCAGGAGAGGAGUCAAGCCCUGAAGACGAAGGAGCGAAUGGCUGGGGGAGGCAGCGGAGGGGGCGGAGGGAGUGGAGGGGGUGGUGGUGGUGGUGGUGUGUAUGGAGGUAUACCUCCAUCCUACCACCCAGGCAGGCGAACAAGUCAGCCCAGCAUGGCUGUGCUGUACGGGGAGGAGUUCAGCCGCUCCAGAGGCUCUCCAUCCUCCUUUAACUCUUCAUCCUCGUCUCCUCGCGCCGCCUCAGACCUGGAGCAGGCUCGACCUCAGACCAGCGGGGAGGAGGAGCUGCAGCUCCAGCUGGCAUUAGCCAUGAGCAGGGAGGAGAGUCAGAAGGAGCAACAUUGUCGCCAAGGAGACGAGUCUCUCUUACAGAAGGCCCUGGAUGAGAGCAGGAGAGAAAGCCAGUCAGGGACACAGGAGUCAGCCAUGCUGGACCUUGUGGACAUAUUUGGUCCAUCCUCUGAGGUCCCACCUCCUCCCAGUGACCCCUGGAGCUCUGCUGAGCCCACCUGUGACAACACCUGUGACCCCUGGGACUCUGUAGCUGUCCAUUCCAGCACUCCUGUGACUGGUAGUCCUUGGGCGGCCCGUCCCUCGUCCUCCAACACGUCUAAUCCAUGGGCUCCAUGUGACAACUCACGCACAGACCCCUGGGAAGCAGCACCUAUCUCCUCCAGUCCUGUCAAUCAAGUGUGGGACAACCCAUCUGAUGGAGGUGACGGGACAGAUCCAUUCACUGCAGAGGAAGAGGAGAGGCCUAAACAGGAGGUUCCUCAAGUGUCCUCCCCUCAGCCUGCCAGUCCUACAGACUCCAAGACAGAUCCGUUUGGGUCUGACCCUCCAGUGAAGCCCCAGGUAAAUGGACGAGAGUCAUCCAGCCCAGAGAUGUUUGAUCUGUCCCGGCUAGCACCCCCACUCAGUGGCCCAUCUACACGCAUGUGUCGAACCCCAGAGGCCUUCCUCGGACCUACGGGGGCGUCGCUGGUCAAUCUUGAUGCCCUGAUACCUCCCAACCCCCCUACCAAGACGCACAACAACCCCUUUCUCUCAGGUCUGAGUGCUCCAUCUCCCACCAACCCCUUCCACUGUGACCAGCCUCGCCUUACCCUCAAUCAAAUGCGACCAUCCUCAACCUCCCCGCUGCCCCCUCACAUGCUCUCCUACAGCCCGUCGCUGCCUCUCCCUCUGCCCCACCAACCACCCAUCCUCCCCUCCUCUCUGACACAACCUCCUGCAGGACUCCUGGACCUUCCCUCCAACCUCCCCCAGCCUCUGCUCCCUCUUUCUCCCCGGCCAGUGCCCCGCACCCAAUCACACACACACAGCCACAACCCUUUCCUCUGA
Scomber japonicus (chub mackerel) is the source of this 1767-nucleotide messenger RNA. It is a transcript of the gene epn3b, whose product is annotated as epsin 3b. The coding region runs from base 1 to 1767 and encodes 588 amino acids. Gene Ontology annotation, molecular function: clathrin binding; phospholipid binding. NCBI's taxonomy places the organism in Eukaryota, Metazoa, Chordata, Actinopteri, Scombriformes, Scombridae. Gene Ontology annotation, cellular component: clathrin vesicle coat; plasma membrane; endosome. Gene Ontology annotation, biological process: endocytosis. The record is from RefSeq and is a predicted model, not a curated record. The transcript is spliced from 11 exons.